This is a messenger RNA of Phascolarctos cinereus (koala), 887 nucleotides long. RefSeq names its product mediator complex subunit 29 (gene MED29). Gene Ontology annotation, cellular component: mediator complex. Gene Ontology annotation, molecular function: transcription factor binding; transcription coregulator activity. Lineage: Eukaryota; Metazoa; Chordata; Mammalia; Diprotodontia; Phascolarctidae. The record is from RefSeq and is a predicted model, not a curated record. Gene Ontology annotation, biological process: regulation of transcription by RNA polymerase II.
AUCGGUUAGCCAAAGCGAGGCCUAAAAGUGACGCACUUCCGCGAUCGCCUUGAGUGACCGACACUGCGACCAACGGAGGCGGUGGGAUAAAAGGAAGAAACGAUGGCGGCACCGCCACCAGCGCAGCCGGCGCCGCAGGCUCCGCAAGCGCCUACGGCCGGCGUUUCCGGCCCGGGAUCAGCGGGUGCCUCGGUUCCGGGGCCUCCGCAGGCUCAGGCGCCGCAGCAGCAGCAGCAGCAGCCUCCCUCGGCACAGCUUGUAGCGGCCUCACAGAUCCAGGCGGCGCAGAGCGGCCUCCUGCAACAGCAGCAACAGGACUUCGACCCUGUGCAGCGUUACAAGCUGCUGAUUCCUCAGCUCAAAGAGAGCCUACAGAACCUGAUGAAGGUGGCGGCCCAGAACCUGGUGCAGAAUACCAACAUCGACAAUGGCCAGAAGAGCAGCGAGGGCGGGCUGCAGCGCUUCGACAAGAGCCUGGAAGAGUUCUAUGCGCUCUGUGACCAGCUGGAGCUGUGCCUGCGCCUGGCCUAUGAGUGUUUGUCCCAAAGCUAUGACAGCGCCAAGCACUCCCCGACGCUGGUGCCCACGGCCACCAAGCCCGAUGCGGUGCAGGCAGAGAGCCUGCCCUACCCGCAGUACCUGAGCGUGAUCAAAGCCCAGAUCGGCUGUGCCAAGGACAUCCACAACGCCUUGCUGGAGUGCUCCAACAAGGUCACGGGCAAGCUGCCAGCCGCGGGAGGGCUCUGACCCAGGACACCCACGGCAUGCUGCAGCGGCCCCCAACGGCUUUCGGGGAGGCCUGGGCUGCUGGGGUGGGGGUGGAGGACAGGGAUUUAAAGGACGGGGUUUGACCUUUUUCUUUUUUAAUUAAAGGUUCCUAAGUUUCG